This is a messenger RNA of Umbelopsis ramanniana AG, 398 nucleotides long. RefSeq lists its product as uncharacterized. The record is from RefSeq and is a predicted model, not a curated record. The transcript has a single exon. Bases 40 to 342 code for a protein of 100 amino acids. NCBI's taxonomy places the organism in Eukaryota, Fungi, Mucoromycota, Umbelopsidomycetes, Umbelopsidales, Umbelopsidaceae.
AAUCACUUUUCAAAAUAUAGACUAAACUCAUUGUCUCAUAUGCAACCAUUCACGGUCAUCUUAGUUAUUGGAGCAGUCAUCUUAUCUUGCGGUCCUCGGUUCUCUGCCACUGCGCCUGCCCCCUACUCAAUACGCUAUAACACUCAAGAUGGUGUAAAACUAAUCUCCAUUGAAGAGGGUAUUUGCCAAAUUCUUCCAAAUGAAGCACAUUCAUUUAUCAAUACUACGCCCGACAUCAUCUUAGCUUUUUUGGACUCUGCUUGUCGAGGUCAGCCAUUUCCUGUCCCGCCAGGAAGGAUACAUCAGGGAACUCCACAAUUCUUUUCUGUGCUGAUGCCAUAAUACACUGGUGAUGACAAAAAGCUUUAUCAAUUUCAAUAAAAAAGGCUUUGAUAGCA